AGCUGAGCGGAGGAGCAGGGGAGGGUACGCGGUGGCUGAGUGCGUGGAGGAGCAUGGAAGCGCGCGGUGGCUGAGCGCGCGGAGGAGCAGAGCGGCGGCGGUUGGCAAAGGACGCGAAGGAGCAAGAGGAGGGAACGACAUCAAGGGACGGCGCGGAAAGGAUGUGGAGAGUCGCGCAACGGCCGGCGUAUCAGGAGAGGCGUAGGGGAGCGGCGCGGCGGUGGAGGGAUGCAGGGAGGAAGAGGGGUGCGGUGGAUGCAACGCAAUACGGAGGGGGAAGAGGUCGGAAUCGUGGGAGCUUGGGAGGAAAAUUAUAAUACCAAUUCACAAAGCAUCCAAACAGGUGAUAUUUGGUACAUUCAAUACCAAUUCCAAAUUUCAGACUUCAAUAUUUACAUCCAAAGUACCUAAGCGGAUUUGAUAAGGAAUUUUGCUAUCUUUUUUUAUCGCAUAAUGUUUGAAGAUAUUGGUCGUUUGUGUGUUUUCUGAGAAGCACAUGCGCAUGGAUUUUAACAGAAAUUUCAUGGGAUACAUGUAUAUCCUUGCUAGAAAUAUGCUAAAUGUUGUGGAGAUACUGUUAUAAUCAGCUGAGCACGCUUCAAGUUGCGAUCAACUGAUAUAUCAAGCACACGUGAAGACGAACGAACGGAUUAUUAGACAAGGAAUUUAGGAAGGAAGAAAGGAAGGGGAAAAAAAGGUUUGCUUUGCUGGUGCUGGGUCAGCAGCCAAAACCACCCAGCUCAUGAUGCCCCAAGGCAAUUAAGCAAAGCCAAAGCGGCGGCAGCAUAGCCUCAGGCCUCAGCUGUCGGCUCCACCCUCGCCUCCGCCAUGAGAGAUCCCAAGCAGAGGAGAAGCCCAGCAGCUCCCACCCUCGCCAGCAGGCUGCGGAAGCACUCCACGUGGCUCCUCCUCCUCCUCCUGCUGUGGUUCGCCCUCUCCCUCUACCUCUUCAUCUCCCCCACGCCGCCCGCCGCCGCGCCGCUCCGGCGCUCUGCCUUCCUCCGCUCCAAGGCCCGCGCCCUCUCAGCCACCACUGCACCGCCCGUCCGGAUCUACGUCUACGACCUCCCCGACCGCUUCAACCGCGACUGGGUGGCCGCCGACGCGCGCUGCGCCCGCCACCUCUUCGCGGCCGAGGUGGCCGUGCACGAGGCGCUGCUGGCCUACGCCGGCCGCGCCGCGCGCCCCGAGGACGCCGACCUCUUCUUCGUGCCCGUCUACGUCUCCUGCAACUUCUCCACACCCAACGGGUUCCCCUCGCUCUCGCACGCGCGGGGCCUGCUCGCCGAGGCCGUCGACCUCGUCCGGACCCAGAUGCCGUACUGGAAUCGCUCCGCCGGAGCCGACCACGUCUUCGUCGCCUCGCACGAUUUCGGCGCCUGCUUCCAUCCCAUGGAGGAUGUGGCCAUCGCCGACGGCAUACCAGAGUUCCUGAAGAGGUCCAUCCUGCUGCAGACAUUUGGUGUGCAGGGCCACCACGUAUGUCAGGAGGUGGCGCAUGUGGUGAUCCCACCUCAUGUGCCACUAGAGGUGUCUCAUGAGCUACCGGAGCCGGAGAAGGUGCGGAGGGACAUUUUUGCCUUCUUCCGGGGCAAGAUGGAGGUGCACCCCAAGAACAUUAGUGGCCGCUUCUACAGCAAGAAGGUGAGGACUGAGUUACUACAGCAUUAUGGUCGCAAUCGCAAGUUUUAUCUUAAGAGAAAGCGGUUCGACAACUACCAAUCAGAAAUGGCUCGUUCUCUGUUCUGCCUCUGUCCGCUCGGAUGGGCUCCAUGGAGUCCUCGGCUUGUGGAAUCAGUCCUCCUCGGCUGCAUUCCCGUCAUAAUUGCUGAUAACAUACGUCUGCCGUUCCCUUCUGUCCUUCGGUGGCCAGAGAUCUCAUUGCAGGUGGCUGAGAAGGACAUAGCCAGUCUUGAGACGGUGCUCGAUCAUGUUGUGGCGACCAAUUUGACCAGAAUACAAAAGAACUUGUGGGAUCCAAUGAAGCGGAAGGCACUGGUUUUCAACCGCCCAAUGGAAGUGGGAGAUGCUACAUGGCAAGUGUUGAGGGAACUUGAGAUUUUGCUAGACCAGUCUCAGAGAAGGUAUGUUCGCUCCUGGAGGUGAAGACCAGAGAGGAUCCGUUUGUCCAAUCUGCUGCAGCUGUGCAACUAUUGUUUGCUGCCACAUGCCUAACUCACAGCAUCGAUGGUCAGUCCAGGCUUGAGCCUGAGAUCUACUUCUGACAUGGAUUUUUUUUUUCUGGCCAGAAAUUCAGAAUAUGAAUCUCAAACCAGAGCUCUACUUCUGAUGUAUUUUUCUUGCCAGAAACUUAGAAUAUCAAUGUCAUACCAGAGAUCCCAACCUUCAUCAGUCAAUGGGAUGCUAGCUCAACCAGGGUUGGUGCCUAACUGGAGAUCUCAAUCUCAGUGCGACAAGUUGACCGCCUCUGUGUGUGUAUAGGGAAAUUUUUACUCAUUUAUUUAUUCUUUGGAGAAGUGGGAAGAGCAUGCUUUUCUUGCCAUAGGAAGAACAUAUGAUGUGCAUAUCUAUGUAUUUUCUGGUUGUACUUGUACACUUGUAGAGUUGAUAGGCUUUUCCAAUUAGUAUCCUGUAAAUCGAAGGGUGUCAAAGAAUGUAUUGGUGAUUGGAUGAUAACCUACUGCACUCUACUAUUAAAAGCACAGUGAAACAUGAACAAGAUCUAUUCUUUGAAAUUUUCAGCA
This is a messenger RNA of Panicum hallii, 2705 nucleotides long. RefSeq names its product probable glucuronosyltransferase Os03g0107900. Gene Ontology annotation, molecular function: glycosyltransferase activity. The coding region runs from base 829 to 2106 and encodes 425 amino acids. The record is from RefSeq and is a predicted model, not a curated record. The transcript is spliced from 3 exons. NCBI's taxonomy places the organism in Eukaryota, Viridiplantae, Streptophyta, Magnoliopsida, Poales, Poaceae.